This is a messenger RNA of Manihot esculenta (cassava), 3380 nucleotides long. Its product is annotated as probable LRR receptor-like serine/threonine-protein kinase At3g47570. Gene Ontology annotation, biological process: protein phosphorylation. The transcript is spliced from 2 exons. The record is from RefSeq and is a predicted model, not a curated record. Gene Ontology annotation, molecular function: protein binding; protein kinase activity; ATP binding. Bases 228 to 3254 code for a protein of 1008 amino acids. Lineage: Eukaryota; Viridiplantae; Streptophyta; Magnoliopsida; Malpighiales; Euphorbiaceae. Gene Ontology annotation, cellular component: plasma membrane.
GCCAAUGAUAUUUGGGCUUACGAGUUACGACCUUUUCAAAUCUUGCACAAGAUAGCAGUAGUCACUAGUCAGCUAGAGCCGCUACUGUAGAACGAACAAGUCCGCUACAUUGAUUAGUCUCGCGUCAAAUUAUUGAAGUGCUCACCAUGAUUGUUAUAAAUACAAAUCACCCAACAAUCUCGGAACCCAUAUGUUGAUUUCCGACAAACAUCGAUCACCUGUCGAAAAUGAAUCUCCUCUUAUGUUUCACUCUCCUAAUUUUCUGUUUCAGAUUCAUAUGUCCCUUGUUGGAGACUGCUGCUCUAAGCAUUGAGACUGACAAGCAGGCCUUGAUCUCGUUCAAGUUUCAACUAAGCGUAGAAUCUCCCAAUUCUCUAUCUUCAUGGGACCAGAGCUCAUCGUCCCCAUGCAACUGGACAGGAGUUUCAUGCAACAGAUUUGGCCAAAGAGUGAUUGGUCUGAAACUCUCCAGAUUUGGUCUUUCUGGCUCGUUAAGUCCCAAUAUUGGCAAUCUCUCUUUUCUUCAGUCCCUGGAGCUUCAAAACAAUCAACUUACAGGAACAAUUCCUGAAGAAAUUUGUAGUCUUUCUGGCCUUAGAGUCUUAAACCUGAGUUCCAACAGCUUGCAGGGUUCUAUACCGUUGAAUGUAAGCAAGUUGACGGAGCUUAGAAUCCUCGACAUGUCAAUGAAUCAGAUUACAGGAAGAAUUCCAGUAGAGCUCACGUCGAUUACCACCAUGCAAGCUUUGAACUUGGGCCGAAAUCUUCUUUCGGGUACAAUUCCCCCAUCUAUUGGUAAUCUUUCUUCACUAGAGACUUUGAUCUUAGGAACUAAUUCUCUUAGUGGGAUGAUUCCUAGUGAUUUAAGCAAUCUUAGAAACUUGAAGGUUCUUGAUCUCACCAUAAACAAUCUCACUGGUACAGUUCCUUCAACCAUUUACAACAUGUCUUCUCUAGUUGAUUUAGCCUUAGCUUCCAACCAGCUGUGGGGUAAAAUUCCUAGUGAUAUUGGUGAGACACUUCCAAAUCUUUUGGUUUUCAAUUUGUGUUUCAAUAAGUUCACCGGAACAAUCCCUGGAUCUCUGCACAAUCUCACAAAUAUUAAAGUUAUUCGUAUAGCACACACUCUUUUAGAAGGAACAAUACCUCCAGGUUUAGGAAAUCUUCCAUUCCUGGAGAUGUACAACAUUGGUUUCAAUAGAAUUGCUAGCUCUGGAUAUAAUGGUCUUGGAUUCAUCACUUCCUUAACAAACAGCACCCGUCUUAGAUUCCUUGCCUUUGACGGUAACCUUUUGCAGGGUGUGAUUCCUGAAUCCAUUGGUAAUCUUUCUAGGGACCUCUUGAAAUUAUACAUGGGAGGCAAUCAUAUAUAUGGUAGUAUACCAGCAUCAAUUGGUAAUCUCAGUAGCUUGACCUUGUUAAAUUUGAGCUACAAUUCUAUCACCGGUGAAAUCCCAACUGAAAUUGGUCAAUUAGAGAACAUGCAAGAGUUAGUUCUUGCUGGAAAUCGGAUUGCUGGAAGGAUUCCAGAUUCCCUUGGUAAUCUCCAGAAGUUAAACCAAAUUGAUUUGUCAGGAAAUGAAUUGGUGGGAAGAAUACCUACUACUUUUGGAAAUUUCCAUAGUCUUCUUUCCAUGGAUUUAUCCAAAAACAAGCUCAAUGGAACCAUCCCUAAAGAAAUUCUCAGGCUUCAGAGCUUAAGUAUGAACUUGAACCUGUCUAACAACUUCCUGAGUGGGAAUUUGUCAGAGGGAAUUGAGCUUCUAGACAGUGUUGUUAUCAUUGACCUCUCCAGCAAUCUUUUGUCAGGUAAUAUUCCAGGAUCACUCAAAAACUGUAAGAGCUUGGAGGAAUUUUACAUCAACAGAAAUACAUUCUCAGGCCCUAUUCCAAGCUCUCUAGCAGAGAUGAAAGGCCUGGAAAUUCUUGACCUUUCUUAUAACAAUCUUUCUGGUUCUAUUCCUCUUGAUCUUGGAAAACUACAGGCCCUUCAAUCCUUGAAUCUUGCCUUUAAUGACCUGGAAGGAGUCGUUCCCUGUGAUGGGGUUUUUACAAAUCUCUCUAGAGUCCAAUUAGAAGGCAACCUGAAGCUCUCCAAGCAGACGCCAUGUCAUAAUUCUCAAGCUCGAGGAAGAAAACAAAUCAAAGUUUAUAUCAUCAUCUUGAUCGUGGUGACGCUAGCUUUGUGCUUUUCUGCUGGUUCAUUCUUCUAUAUAAGGAGAAACAAAGAAAAGAUUGCUCAAUCACCCAGCUCGAUAAAGGAGCAGCAUCAAUUGGUUUCAUACCAUGAGCUCCGCCAAGCAACUGGGAACUUCAACGACCAAAAUUUGAUUGGAAGUGGAAGCUUUGGUUCAGUCUACAAAGGGUGUCUUGGAGAUGGCUCUGAUGUAGCAAUCAAGGUACUCGACGUCAAGCAAGUUGGAUUCAAGAAGAGCUUCGUUGCAGAAUGUGAGGCUUUAAGAAAUGUCAGACAUCGAAAUCUUGUUAAGCUGAUCACAUCUUGCUCGGGCGUGGACUUUAAAAAUGAAGAAUUUCUGGCUCUGGUGUACGAGUUCCUUGGUAAUGGGAAUCUGGAAGACUGGAUUAAAGACAAGAGGAAGAAAGAAGAUGGCGAUGGACUAAAUCUCGUAGAGAGAUUAAACGUGGGUAUUGAUGUAGCCAGUGCAAUUGAUUACCUGCACCACGACUGUGAAGUUCCGGUGGUGCACUGUGAUCUGAAGCCUAGCAACAUUCUUUUAGAUGAAGACUUGACUGCAAAGGUAGGAGAUUUUGGCUUGGCGAGGUUGCUGAUGGAGGAAUUGGGUGAUCAAACUUCAAUUAGCUCCACUCAUGUCCUGAAAGGUUCCAUAGGCUACAUACCUCCAGAGUAUGGUCUGGGAGUGAAACCAUCAACGGCUGGAGAUGCAUACAGCUUUGGAGUGCUAUUGCUAGAGCUGUUUACAGGGAAGAGUCCUAUAGAUGAGAGUUUGAUGGGUGAACAAAAUCUAGUUGGGUGGGUGCAAUCAGCUUUUCCUGGCAGGAUUUUGCAAGUUCUGGAUCCUGAGUUGCUGCUGCUCAUGGAUAAUCUUUCCCAUGAUGGUCGCACGAUAAAUUCAGAAGUUCAACGAGAAUGUGCGAUCACAGUUCUUGGGAUUGGAUUAUCUUGCACUGCGAGCUCUCCUGACAGCCGAAUCAGCAUGAGAAAUGCUCUUCGCAAGCUCAAAGCUGCAAGAGACAAUCUUCUUAAUCAUGUUCCUAUGCUGAAAGGAUUCUAAUCAUGAAGAAAAAUAGGAUUCUAAGAAUGGGUAAUGGUAGUCCGAGCAAUAAACUCUCUUCCAUGAGCAGUUCUUCAUGUAUAUAAUGUGCAUGUUAGUAAUAAAUUUUAGUAGUUUAAAGAAAAA